Molecule: messenger RNA, 1904 nt
Organism: Cololabis saira (Pacific saury)
Lineage: Eukaryota; Metazoa; Chordata; Actinopteri; Beloniformes; Belonidae
Gene: mtap
Product: methylthioadenosine phosphorylase
Exons: 8
Coding region: 99-941 (280 amino acids)
Biological process (GO): nucleoside metabolic process
Cellular component (GO): cytosol
Molecular function (GO): S-methyl-5-thioadenosine phosphorylase activity
Source: RefSeq, a predicted model, not a curated record
CAAUGUUCAAAGCUCGUGCAGCAGACGGAUGUGAAGGGUUGAGCUUCUCCCUCUAACUUGUCCAAAUCCUCACUUUUACAAGCAAGAAUUCAGCAGUCAUGGCAUCCGCGGUGCAUAUCAAGAUUGGAAUAAUUGGAGGCUCAGGGCUGGAUGAUCCUGAUAUUUUGGAGGGAAGAACAGAGCGUUAUGUUGAAACACCAUAUGGGAAGCCAUCGGAUGCACUGAUACUGGGGAAGAUAAAAAAUGUGGACUGUGUGCUGCUUGCGAGGCAUGGGAGACAGCACACCAUCAUGCCAUCAAAUGUAAACUACCGGGCCAACAUUUGGGCUCUGAGAGAAGAAGGCUGCACACAUCUCCUGGUCACCACGGCCUGCGGCUCACUCAGGGAGGAGAUUCAGCCAGGAGAUAUUGUCAUCAUCGAUCAGUUCAUCGACAGGACUACCAAGAGACAUCAGACGCUGUAUGAUGGGCAGCCCACCAGUCCUGCAGGUGUGUGUCACGUCCCCAUGGCUGAACCUUUCUGCAACAGAACUAGAGAGGCUUUGGUGGAGGUGGCGCGGAGUCUGGGGAUCAAGUGCCACGUUCGAGGGACGAUGCUGUCCAUCGAGGGGCCUCGCUUUUCUUCCCGGGCAGAGAGCCUCAUGUUCCGCCAGUGGGGCGCUGACGUUAUCAACAUGACCACCGUGCCAGAGGUGGUCCUCGCCAAAGAAGCUGGGUUGUGCUAUGCCAGCAUUGCCAUGGCAACAGACUAUGACUGCUGGAAGGAACACGAAGAGGCAGUGUGUGUUGACAAUGUAUUGAAGACAAUGAAAGAAAACGCCAACAAAGCAAGCAGCAUCCUGCUAACUGCAAUACCUCUGAUUAGUCAGAUGGACUGGGCUCAGACAAUGAAAACCUUGAAAUCGAUGGUGCAAUCUUCAGUCAUGUUACCAAAACACUGAGUGUGAAGGGAAGAACAAAAUAAGGAAAAAAAAAACAAUAAGAAUACCAGACACCACCUGCACCUACUCUGGCACAGACGUGACGUCCCACUCCGCUCGGCCUGUGGAUUUGUCAUCGGUGAAUCACAAGAAAAAGUGCCUCACACAGAAAUUGCACAUGCUGCGUAUUCAGUGUCUUUUGUCAAGUCAAAAUAGAUGUAUAAAUCCCCCUUCUCACUGAUUCACAGCUCACUCCCUUUCCCUGGAAUGUGUCAUCCUAUCAUGUGUUUUGGUAAAAGCAUUUCAAAAGUCUUAAGAUUAUACUCAGCUUCUUCUGGAUUUAUAUUUUUGUGUUCAGCAAAAUUUCUAUGUUCAUUUCCUGUAAAGUAUCAGUGAACUCACUUUUCCAGCAGGACACAAAAAUGCUCAAGUUUACCACCUAAAUACUUCAAUUCAGCUUUAGUUACAUCAUGCCCCUUUCAAAGCUGAAUCUGGGAUUUUGCAUGCCUGGAACUUAUUGAGGUAAAUUUUUAACUACUUAUACACAAUCUUAAUACUGGGAAUGUUUAUCUGCUUUUGGGGGUCUUUUUAAUCAUGUUUUUUGGUCAACUUUAUUUUUUCUUUGCACUCAACUAUUAUGCUUUUCUGGAAUCAGAAUAGCAUUUAAUUUAGGAUUGAACUGUGCUACAUGUAUGCAAGUAUUUUUGUAGUUAUCAGCCAGUCGACAGUGUUUUCAGUACGUUUGAGAGAUCUGCUGCCUGCAUUCAAAGCGAUAUUCUGCUGUUUGAAAUCGGUAUUUUGUAAGUAUGUUUAAGCCCUCUUUUUCUGCUCUAGACUGAACUUGAUCUUUAUUGUGUUGCAUGUUCCACAAAAUAUAUAAAGCUGCUUGUAUUUCCGUUGUCUUUCCACAGUAUAAAAGUCCCAUGCGUUAUGCAUGUGUCAAAUUACCUAAAUAAAGAUUAGUUUUUUUGACUAUCCAAAGAA